CUUUUAAUAGGCGUAGAUAAAAAUUCCAGGGUUAUGAGCUAAGCUAGGGCUUCAGAAGAAAGGAAAGAAGCAGCCGCCGAUCUUAACCCCCGCCCUGUCUGUCUCCCCCCCGUGAUAGGAGAUCAUGGCGACUCAGAUAAGCAAGAAGCGAAAAUUCGUGGCCGAUGGAGUCUUCUUCGCGGAGUUGAACGAGGUGCUCACCAGAGAGCUUGCGGAGGAUGGCUACUCCGGCGUCGAGGUUAGGGUUACCCCCAUGAGAACCGAGAUCAUCAUCAGGGCUACUCGGACCCAGAAUGUACUCGGUGAGAAGGGGAGAAGGAUUAGGGAAUUGACUUCAGUGGUCCAGAAAAGAUUCAAUUUUCCGGAGAACAGCGUCGAGCUGUAUGCUGAGAAGGUUAACAAUAGGGGACUCUGGGCUAUUGCGCAGGCCGAGUCGCUUCGGUACAAACUCCUUGGAGGCCUCGCUGUUCGGAGGGCAUGCUAUGGUGUUCUGAGGUUUAUCAUGGAAAGUGGUGCCAAGGGAUGUGAGGUGAUUGUAAGUGGAAAGCUUAGGGCACAACGUGCUAAAUCCAUGAAGUUCAAGGAUGGAUACAUGAUUUCUUCUGGCCAGCCUGUUAAUGAGUAUAUCGACUCAGCAGUGAGACAUGUUCUUCUGAGACAGGUGGAGCUUUCUCCAGCGGGUAUUGGAGGCGUACGGCUUUCACAGGCGAUGGAUUGGUUGGGUCAUGGGGUGUGUCCGGGAGCCAAAAUUCUCUAUUUUGGUCAACGGCACACCAUCAUCUUUUUUCGAGUCUACUAUGGGGUUGCGGCAGGGAUGUCCCUUAUCCCCAUAUUUGUUCAUUAUCUGUGCUGAUAUUUUGUCACGUGCUUUGCAGCGUGUCUACGCCAGCCGGGAGAUGGAGGCCUUCACUCCAACACCGGGGGCCCGACCGCUCUCCCACUUAUUUUUUGCUGAUGAUUGUCUUCUCCUGACCAAGGCACGAGUUGCUGAGGCACGGGUUCUUCGCAGGGUGGUGGCGGACUAUUGCACGACGUCCGGCCAGAGAGUGAACCUCAUGAAGUCAGCUAUCACUUUCAGCCCCAGCACGGAGACCAGAGUCCGGCAGGAGAUCCGGGAGAUACUGCAGAUACCAGAGCAGGAGGGGAUGUUGACCUACUUGGGAGUUCCCAUCCCUGGCCGGAGGCUACGAGUGGCAGAGUGUUCGGGCCUAGUACAGCGGGUCCAGAGUAGGUUGGAGGAAUGGAGGGCGUCUUCCCUAUCCAUGAUGGGGAGAUUGACUCUGAUCAGAUCAGUGUUGGGGUCCAUGCCGAUGUAUCUCAUGGCCAACUCUGUGGUGCCGAAGACGACUUUGUUGAGGAUUGAGCGUCUUCUUCGGAGCUUCUUAUGGGGAUCCCACAGUGGGGGCCACGGAGUGCAUCUGGUGGCUUGGGAGCAGAUCUGCCAUCCGACCAGUGAGGGUGGUUUGGGGGUGCAGUCCCUCCUGGAGAGGCGCGAGGCUUUCAUUGCUCGGCACGCGGUUCAGUUUAUGCUUGAGCCGCACAGCCUCUGGAGUCAGGUGAUGGCAGCUAGAUAUAGCCCAGGGGUCCUACAGGUGGCCCGGAGGGGGCGCCGGGUUUCUUUCAUGUGGUGCGAGAUUGGGAGGUACAUGCCGAUCGCAUCGGCAAACACCAGGUGGUUGAUAGGGGACGGCAGGAGCAUUGAUGUGACCAACGAUCCGUGGGUAGACACCCUUCCUCUGCGGUGUUGGCCGACUAUGGUAGACACAGAGGCAGUAGAGGGACUGCGGGUAUGUGAUCUCCUAGUUGCAGAUGGAGCAGAGUGGGAUGAGACCAGACUUCGACGGCUGUUCGGGGCGCACCUAGCUGCGAGGAUUCGAUCCCUUCCGUUACCAGGAUGUGCAGGGCCGGAUGUUACGGUUUGGGGUACCUCGAGCCGGGCCAGGGUUAGGCUGGGAGACCUUUCCCGUGUUAUCCAGCCAGAGCAUGAGCGGGGGCCGGAUUGCACUUGGAUCUGGAGGUCCGGACUCCACCCGCGUGCAGCCCUUUUCUUAUGAAAGGUAUUUUGGGACCGCCUUCCGACGAGAGCAGUGCUGAGCAGGCGUGGUUGGGGGAUCCCCGCAGAGUGUGGGACGUGUGGAGCUGAGGAGUCGGUGGACCAUGUGCUUUUUCAGUGCACUUGGGCGAGGUCGACAUGGCAGUGGGCCGAGGUCUCGCAGGAGGCUCGGAGCGCGAGGCUACAGUUUCUCCAGGUGAUUCGGCAGGGGCUUGCCAGUUCGAGUACCCGGCUGGAGGCCUUUAGAGCGACUUGCACAGCACAUCAGAUUUGGCUGGCCAGGAACGCUCGUACUCUCGGAGAGCGCAGGGUGUCACCGAGGUUUGUUGCGGAGCUUGCCCGAGCACAGGCCAUGGAGAUCAGGCCCACCCCUUUGGAUAUAUCUUUGAUAGCUCGGGACACCUGGGGUUCCCCCUCUGCUACGGCAGCUCCUCAGAUGGUGUUUUUCACCUGGGAGCCCCCACCCCCGAGUUUCCUCAAGGUCAAUUUUGACGGGUCGGUGUUGGAUGGCGGUGCGCGGGGCGGUGCAGGCUUUGUCAUACGGGGCCCGCAUUCCAAGGUGGUGGCAGCAGGUGGCUGCCAGCUGUUCGACACAUUGGUACCAGGGGCAGAGCUGCGAGCUGCCUGGGCGGGUCUGCGUCAUGCGCGAGUGGUGCUGCAGGCUAGUUCGAUUAUUCUGGAGGGCGACUCGGCCACGGUUAUUCGAUGGAUUCAGAUGGGGCCACGGGGAGACGGCACAGACCACCCCUUGGUCCGUGACAUUGAGAUGAUGAUGAGAGAUGGGGGGUCCUUCGGGCCAAGCAUGUAUUCAGAGAGGCCAAUGGGGCAGCUGACUGGGUGGCGGCCUACGCGGCCCACCACUCAGAGUACACCCUUUGGUCAUGAGAGGGAGAGCUACCACCAGCACUCCGUGAGUUGUUGUAUUUUGAUUUUCUUGGGUGUAUUCGUACACGUAUUGUAUGAAAUACCCGUUUCAAGCAAAAAAAAAAAAAAAAAAA
Phoenix dactylifera (date palm) is the source of this 3051-nucleotide messenger RNA. Lineage: Eukaryota; Viridiplantae; Streptophyta; Magnoliopsida; Arecales; Arecaceae. The record is from RefSeq and is a predicted model, not a curated record.